UAAAGUUUUGAGAUAUUUUUAGUUCCAUCGGAAAGGAAUUGAUGAAAUAUAUAAAAUAAAUGCUAGUUUUAUCCUAAUACAUGUACAUUAGGUUGUCUAUUUUGCUGUUUUUUUCUAUUUGUUUAAUAAAAAAUAUUUAAGAAAAAGUACCCGUUUGAGCAGUUAAUAAUGUCUUCAGGACGCCCUAUUAAAUGUGUUGUUGUUGGUGAUGGAACCGUCGGGAAGACAUGCAUGUUAAUAUCAUAUACAACAGACAGCUUUCCUGGGGAGUAUGUUCCCACUGUGUUCGACAAUUAUUCAGCGCCUAUGGUGGUUGAUGGUAUCUCAGUAAGCCUAGGUCUUUGGGACACAGCUGGUCAAGAAGACUAUGAUCGGCUCAGACCAUUGUCUUACCCACAAACAGACGUUUUCCUAAUUUGCUUUAGUGUUGCCUCACCAUCAUCAUUUGAGAAUGUUACUUCAAAGUGGUAUCCUGAAAUUAAACAUCACUGUCCAGAUGCUCCAAUGAUAUUAGUUGGUACAAAAAUAGAUUUACGAGAUGACCGGGAAACUUUAAAUAAUUUGGCGGAUCAAGGACUGAGCCCCAUAAAGCGAGAGCAGGGUCAAAAGUUGGCGAACAAAAUACGCGCCGUCAAAUAUAUGGAAUGUUCUGCCCUGACGCAACGAGGGCUCAAGCAAGUGUUUGAUGAGGCGGUUCGGGCGGUGCUACGACCCGAACCCCAAAAGAGACGCCAACGAAAAUGCAUGAUUAUGUAACUAAAUAUUAUCGUGAUUUUUAAAAGACUUAUUUAUGGCAGGCAGUAACUUUUUUAUCUGAUUUUUCAUUAGUGAGUGAUAUAAAACUGCAAUAUACAGAGAUUACUUGUUAAUAUAAAUCUGAGGUUUGACUGGGAACAAGUUAUCAUUUGACCAUCAAUACACUCAAACGAAGAUAUUUGAAAUUUUUUUAUUUAUUUGACCUCUCUGAUUUUUUGGAAGGAAGUUGUAUUAUUUUUAACAAAAAAGCCAUUGACGCAGUUUCGCAUCCGAUUUUUUAGAACUUGGAACCCUAGGUGAUUGCGUUCAUUUACAUUUUUCCUGUGCCUUCUUUUAUAUUGCAUUUCUUUUGUCUCUUUCUCGUAUAAUACUGUUGGUGCCUUAAAAGAUCUAAAUUUGCCCUUUCCUAAUUAGAGAAAGUAAUUCAGCAGUCAAUGAUAUAAUUAUAAAUUUUUAUUAAUAAUUUUUUUUUUAUAUCAUACAGGCUAAGUCACUCUAUUCCAUAGGGAUAUUCCCAUAUAUAUUCUUGGGUUUCAAGAAGCUUUGCUUUUUGAAUAUGUCGUUGGGAUACAUUUGGGUGGUACCUAAACCUUAUGGUUUUGUAGCCUAUUUUCAGUGUUUUAAAUGUUUAGAAGGUAUUAAAUUACAAAAUACAAUAAGUAAUGACACCUCUAAACAUUGCCUAUAAAGGCCCCGAGAUACAUAGUGUAAGCAAACAGUUCACAUGCUAACAAAACUAAACACUUAAACUUUUCAAUUUUAUAUUUUAUUUAAUGUGUCUUAAUUUUUUUAAAGAAUAAUUGAUUAUUGGACGCUAAAGCCACAAUUACAGGUCUCAACAUUAAUUCUGCUAGAUGUAAGACAUGUUAUAACUUAAUUUUAAAAUGUCAGAUAACUUUACUAACUUGAAUUCUUCAUUUAGUAUUGCUCAUUGAUGACACAGUAUAGCAAAAAAAGUAAUUACAACUUGUGGAUUAUUAUUACACUGUUGCCGCGAUUUAUUAACGGAUACCUAAAGUGAGUAGGCAUUAUUAGGCUGUUUUGUUUAUUUUUUAAGUUUUCAUCUUAUAGAAAAUAUUUGAUUUUCGUGUUUAUAUAUUACAUGUUUUCAUAUCUUUAAAAAAACUUCAAAAUGGCGCCAAAACCAUAUUUUCUCGUAUUCUAUGAAAACGCGAAGACCUUUACCCUUAAACCUUACUAGCACAUUGUUAACAGUUUUUUGUUAUUGACCAAGGUUACUUUUUCAUAAAAAAAAUAACACAUACUUAAAUGGAAUAUCUAUCUUGGUUUCUUCAUUUAUUUUCUAAAUGUUGCAUUUGCAUUGUUUGCACUGGUUUGGAUAGGAUUUUUUUUGUGUGUUUUCUUCUGACACUCAUAAACUUUAUUGAUAUACAAACUAGACUUGUUUUUUUUUUUAAUAGAACACCCUGUAUAUUUUUUAAUAAUUUUAUGAGGGCUAUGAGUUUUUCGAAAAAUGUGUGACGCAUAUGACGUAUAUAAUAUAAUUUUUUGUAAUUAUUAUUUAUUUAAAUCUCCGCCUCCUUUUCCUUUUGCUACGGCUCAUGUUGACCCAAAAUAUAACUUAAUUAUUUAAUAUCCAUUCAAUAUUGCCCACACACAAGUUGAUGUUGAUAGAUAACUAAAUCUUUGUAAUAAAUUAUGUAAUUUAUUUACAAAAAUCCGUAGUUUAUAUCCCCGACUCAAAAAUAAAAUAAAGAUAUGUGGUUUGUGUUUGAAAUAGUUCUUAUGUGGUAUAUUUAUUUUUGGAAAGCCAACAAAAAAAUUAGUAAUAUUAAUAAAAUAAAUACAUUGCGUUACGUUAAAAAAAAAAAACAACUUUAGUUUAUAUAUCAAAAUUUGUGAGUUUCAGAAGAAAGUUGCAUCGUACUUUAAAAGCCUUAUAUAAAGUUUUUAGGCACCAUUAUAAAAUGAAAGGAGGUAAAAUUCAAAUUAUUUACAAAAACUUAAGGUUUAGGGAUUGUAAACCUUAUUCAACUCGAAUGCGAUAAUAUAUACAACCUUGACAUUUUACCGAUUUUGAUACAUUCCGUAUAAAUUGAAGGUCAUUUUAAAAAGUUAAAUCUGAUGAAAGCGAAUGAAAUAAUUGAAAAUUUAAAUUUGUGAAGGAAAAUUGCCCAAUACAUUUGUUGAAUGAAAUUAAGAAUGAAGCUAAAUGAAAAGAUAAAUAACAAACUUUUUAAAUUUUUAUUUUAUAGGCAAUGUGUCUCUCUAACAAUAAUUUUCUGUUUUGAUGUUUAUUAUUUUUUCUAUUCCAUUGUUGUGUUCCAUUCCUAUUGCUUGUGUCUAUCCUAUACAUUAGCGUUAAUUCAAACAGAGAAAAUUAUUCCUUAACUGUCUGAUUACAAAUACCUUUGCCUGUGUCAAUUAAAGUUUUAAUACGUUUGUAGAUUAUUUAUUGCCAUUGGCUUUUUUGAAUAAGGUAGUUUUUAUUUUAAAGACUGUUCAUCAUUUACGAACAAAAGUGUUACCUACUCGAACCUUUUUUAUGAUAUCUAACGCUUUUAUUUUUGUACUAACCCUCGACUUUUAUAAAUUUUUGUUUAUACCAAAGUAAAUAUACUUUUAAGUUCUAGUCACGUCUUGAUUAAGAAUCGUCAUGCACAAUAAUAUUUUUAUGUAGGGUCCGAACGUUUCCACUUGAUAUUUACAUUUUGUAUGUAAGUAAAUCACAUUUACUAAAAUUCAUAACAAUAAAAU
Messenger RNA from Cylas formicarius (sweet potato weevil), 3474 nucleotides. It is a transcript of the gene Mtl, whose product is annotated as ras-related C3 botulinum toxin substrate 1. Lineage: Eukaryota; Metazoa; Arthropoda; Insecta; Coleoptera; Brentidae. Gene Ontology annotation, biological process: small GTPase-mediated signal transduction. Gene Ontology annotation, molecular function: GTP binding; GTPase activity. The transcript has 4 exons. The record is from RefSeq and is a predicted model, not a curated record. Bases 169 to 756 code for a protein of 195 amino acids.